AUGGACUCAGUUCCACCGGUUCUGUCAGGAGGAACGGACCAGAACUUCAGAAAACUUGUGAAAAAGGGUCAGGAGGCUCCAGUCUAUGUCAUCAACCUCCUCAUCUCUGAUCUCAUUCAGCUCUUCUCCAGAAUUCCAGUAGAUUUAUGUAGACUCAGUCAAGCUGAUUUCACAUACAUGAAAAUUGUAUAUGCUUGUAUAAAGGCCAGUGUGGGAUUCAUGGUGUGUAUCUCCUGUGAAAGGUAUCUGGUUGUUGCCAUGCCACUGUGGUACAGAUUCAGGAGAAACAUCAAGACAUAUGUGGUGGUCUGCAUUGUGGUCUGGUUACUUCCUCUUUUUUAUCCAUUACUUGCCUAUGUGAUUAAGGAGUAUGAGAUGGCUGCCCACUUCUUCAUAGUUUUUCUCCUCCUGCCUUUUCCCUUGUUCAUCUUCUUCCUGGUUGGGACUAUCAAAGCUCUCUCAGGAGCGGUCAGUGUCCCAGCAGAUGAAAAACGACGACUCGCAGCCAUUCAGGUUGUGGUGCUGAUUAUUUAUACUCUGCUUUAUCUGCCCAUCAUCCUUUUGCUCCUGUAUGACAUUAAAGCAUUGGAAGGGGAAUUGUCCUGUAUUCCCUAUGCUGUGGGUUAUGCUGCUGGUGCUCUUAGUCCUCUUGCUGACACAACUUUGUAUUUGUUCUUUCGGAAAAGCAUCCUGGAUACGUUUCUGGCUUCCCUGAGUUGUUGUAAAAUAUCUAGCAAUUAGGAGACGAUCAGCACAGAUAUCUAAAAGUUGCAGGUCACCGGCCCUUCAGAACUGGAGUUUGUCACCCUGGCUUACAUAGAGGCUAACAAAGAGG
Xiphophorus hellerii (green swordtail) is the source of this 835-nucleotide messenger RNA. RefSeq names its product G-protein coupled receptor 4-like. The transcript is spliced from 3 exons. Lineage: Eukaryota; Metazoa; Chordata; Actinopteri; Cyprinodontiformes; Poeciliidae. Gene Ontology annotation, biological process: positive regulation of Rho protein signal transduction; phospholipase C-activating G protein-coupled receptor signaling pathway. Gene Ontology annotation, cellular component: plasma membrane. The record is from RefSeq and is a predicted model, not a curated record. The coding region runs from base 1 to 741 and encodes 246 amino acids. Gene Ontology annotation, molecular function: G protein-coupled receptor activity.